Stomoxys calcitrans (stable fly) is the source of this 990-nucleotide messenger RNA. RefSeq lists its product as uncharacterized. Bases 70 to 990 code for a protein of 306 amino acids. The record is from RefSeq and is a predicted model, not a curated record. NCBI's taxonomy places the organism in Eukaryota, Metazoa, Arthropoda, Insecta, Diptera, Muscidae. The transcript is spliced from 3 exons.
ACACACACACAUCAAUUUGAGCGGCCAUAGAAAAGUGAAAGCGCAGCAAGGAUUACGCUUGGCAAGGAGAUGAAUAGAUUCUUGAUUGUUAUUGUUGUUCUGGCAGUGGGCGUUGGCGCCCAAAUUGCCCAACACCCACAGUCGGCCACAGAUUUGGCCUUUGACAUGUACAGAUCAUGUCUAAAGGAUUUCAGCACAAGUUGUGUUCAACCCAAAGCCAUGCGUUGGUUCAAUACGGCCCUUCAGCAAGAUGAGGUCAUGAUCACAGAUAAAUUGUCCAUAGUGCGUACGGGCAGAAUUAUGCGUAAUCCCCAACAGAGGGCCAUGGAUGCCCAAGAGAGAAUGUUCCAAGAAAUUGACAAUUACUUGGUGACACAUUCGUUGCGCAUACGGGCUCCGGAAUAUUUCCAAAGCGCCGAGGCCAGAUCAUUUGUGCCAGACUUUUUGUUGAAUAAUGCCUUGACCAAGGGUGCUAUGAUUCCAUUGGCCGAACGUGAUACAGAGGGUCGUGGCAUGAUACGCAAAGCUGUGCUACCCUUCUUGCUGGGUCUUAAAUUGAAGACCACUGUCUUGGUGCCCAUAGCCCUUGCCCUUAUCGCCUUGAAGACCUGGAAGGCCAUGACUUUGGGUCUCUUGUCUCUGGUGUUGUCGGGAGCCUUGGUGGUCUUCAAAAUUGCCAAGCCAAAGAUUGUCAACUACGAGGUCGUCCAUUAUCCCCAUCACCAUGAACACAUCGAGCAUAUACCCCAUCAUUAUGAGCAUGUUGAGCACAUAGUGCCCCAUCAUGUUGAACACAUUGUCCCCCAUCAUUUGGAGCAUCAUGUCGAUCAUCAUUUAGAUCAUCAUUUGGAAAUACCCCAUCAUGUUGAGCAUGUGGAACAUUUGGAACAUGCUGCCCCCACCUGGGAUCCUCAUGCCUGGGCCCGUUCCUCACAGGAGACACAUGGUGAUGCUCAAGACAUGGCUUUUGCCGGACAAAAGAAACGUUAA